Messenger RNA from Daphnia carinata, 1849 nucleotides. Its product is annotated as zinc finger and BTB domain-containing protein 14-like. The record is from RefSeq and is a predicted model, not a curated record. The coding region runs from base 201 to 1493 and encodes 430 amino acids. Gene Ontology annotation, molecular function: protein binding. The transcript is spliced from 5 exons. Gene Ontology annotation, biological process: regulation of transcription by RNA polymerase II. Gene Ontology annotation, cellular component: nucleus. NCBI's taxonomy places the organism in Eukaryota, Metazoa, Arthropoda, Branchiopoda, Diplostraca, Daphniidae.
GGGAUAACAGGUUCGUGUUGUUUCCCACCCCCCAAUAUGGCGGUCGUUAUCUGACGUGACGUGAAUUGUUCCAUGAGCCUUAUUACCUUUUUUCUCCAUUCCUGUGCUGAUAGGCCAAUUUUUACAUUCCAGAAAAAUAUAUGUUUCUACAUUUAACGCCAGGUGCUUCUGCUUGUAUGCUUUUAUAGAAAUCUGGUAACAUGGGGUCUUCAGCAGAAUUGUGUCUACGUUGGAGCAGCUAUGAAUCAACUUUGCUGUUCUCAGUCUGCGACAUGUGGGAUGCAGGAGCAUUAACAGAUGUGACACUCUCUGCAGAAGGACGAACUAUUAAAGCUCAUAAAGUGGUUCUCUCCUCCUGUAGCGGUUACUUUAAAGAAGUACUUCAGGAUGUAACUUCAGCUCAACACCCCAUCAUUGUUCUUCCCUAUGCCUGCUACCAAGAUCUCUUGGCUGUGAUUAGCUUCAUGUACAAGGGUGAAAUCAACAUAACCCAGGUUGAACUUCCAGGAUUGCUGAAUUGUGCAGAAGCUCUUAAAGUCAAAGGCCUAGCUAAAAUAAACCCGUUAAGAGCGUCAGGUCUGCUAAAAGAGGUGUGCAAAAAAAACAGCCAUGGCACUGUAGCAACUCAUGGAUUAUUGGGAGGAAGGAGCAUCAAGAUGGAAACCCAUGGGAUUUGCAAAAAUAAUGGCUUUCUACCUCACAGUGAAGGGGAAGAAGCUGUAGAAAUCACAGAAAUAUCUGAAGAUCAAAAAGAAUGUUUGGUGGUCGAAGAAGAUUCCCCGGAAAAUAUGCUUGAGGAAGUCGAGAUAGACAGUGAGUGCCACGAUUCAGACGAGGGUGAGGGUGGAAAUGAAUCGAGCCACAGCGGUAGCGAACGCAGUGAAGGAAAGCUCUACUUUUUGACGUCGUUGGGCCAACACGAAGAAAUGAAGGAUGAAGACAUAAAAAAAUCCAGCGAUACAGCCAAACAGAUAAAGAAUCGGCGAAGGAAGCGCGGGGAUCUUAUUCGUGCAAUUAAUGCAGCGUGGAACUGUGGCCGAGGUGGAAUGAAGGAAUGUACUACCAAUAACGGGCAGCGAUCCUCCAUCCGGAAAACUCUUUUACCAGUUUCUUGUCCGAUCUGUUUUAAAGUAUUAUCCAACGCCUACAAUUUAAAGGUCCAUAUGAGCAUUCAUGACGGCCUAAAACAUCAAUGUUCCAUUUGUGGACACACUUCUAAAUCGCGGGAUGCCCUUCGAAAACACCUGGCUUACCGUCACCUGAUCGGCAUGAGCGGACCAGUAAGGCCCCGUAUGCCUGCCAACAAACGCCGAAAGCAUGAUGGCACAGACGACAUGCUGGACACAUCGAUGCAGUCAACAGAAAACGAGAAUCAGAAUGCCGCCUCCUCCAGUCUUUCUUUCUCCGAUCCAGACAAUGAUCAUUUGGCCCAUAGUGGAGGUGAGGACGUCGACCAGAACGGGAAUCCGUCAGUUGCCAAUGACACUUGGUGAGACAAAACCUUUUUAUUUCUCUUAAAAAGAAACCAAGCUACAUAUCUUCUCAGAUCAUUGCGUAUUAUAAGAAAACUUGCGCUUACGGUUCCGUCCCGACGGACGGUUUGUAGUAUCAUUUCCUUGUCAUUAACUGUUAUAGUCCUAACCCAUUUUAUUGAACGAUUCAUUUAUAUGUGUAUAUGUUAAGAAUCCCGAGUUUAUUUCAAGCCAUUCCUUCGUUCAGGUGUCAAAUGUUGACGAAUUUCCGUUUAAUUGAAAAACAAAGUUGUGUUCGUCCUACCGGUCUUGGACCGGUAGCGUGAUCCCCAUCAUUCAAGUCUAACUUGAGCGAUGCGUUUUCCCCCCGUGAUCGU